Molecule: messenger RNA, 1427 nt
Organism: Dacryopinax primogenitus
Lineage: Eukaryota; Fungi; Basidiomycota; Dacrymycetes; Dacrymycetales; Dacrymycetaceae
Exons: 8
Coding region: 110-1234 (374 amino acids)
Biological process (GO): tricarboxylic acid cycle; isocitrate metabolic process
Cellular component (GO): mitochondrion
Molecular function (GO): NAD binding; isocitrate dehydrogenase (NAD+) activity; magnesium ion binding
Source: RefSeq, a predicted model, not a curated record
GCGCGCACACCGUCACUCUCACCACCUUCACACCUUUCUUUCGCUCCCUUACCUCCUCCCUCCUCUCCUCCAACCCUAACCACAUACAUCAACGGCGGACUGGACCAAAAUGCUCAGCAGCAGGACUUUCACCACCGCCCUGCGCUCGUCCCGCUCCACCCUCGCUCGGACAUAUGCUACCACGAGCAACAGCCCGACGGCCAAGUUUGAGGGGAGGAAGAACGCUGGGGGCAAGUAUGUCGUGACACUCAUUCCUGGUGACGGCAUUGGUCCCGAGAUCUCCGAGUCUGUGAAGCAGAUUUACACUGCUGCGAAAGUGCCCAUCGAAUGGGAGGAAGUCUCGGUCGAGCCGAUCCUGAAGGAUGGCAAGACUGCGAUCCCGGACGCGGCGAUCGAGAGCGUGAAGCGGAACACGGUUGCCCUGAAGGGGCCGUUGGCUACUCCCAUUGGGAAGGGUCACGUUUCGCUCAACCUCACCCUCCGCCGGACGUUUAACCUGUUCGCUAACGUUCGCCCAUGCGUUUCCGUCCAGGGCUACAAGACGCUGUACGAUGAUGUGAACACUGUGCUGAUCCGGGAAAACACCGAGGGAGAGUACUCUGGCAUCGAGCACGAGAUUGUCGACGGUGUUGUCCAGUCGAUCAAGCUGAUCACCUACCCCGCCUCGGAGCGUGUCGCCCGGUACGCGUUCCACUACGCUCAAGCCAACGGCCGCAAACAUGUCACGGCCGUCCACAAGGCGAACAUCAUGAAGAUGUCCGACGGGAUGUUCCUGAACGCCUGCCGACAAGUGGCGAAGGAAUACCCAGAGAUUAAGUACGAUGAGGACCUGCUCGACCGCGUCUGCCUCCAGGUCGUCCAAAACCCCAAACCCUAUUCCGAGCGCGUCAUGGUCAUGCCCAACCUGUACGGUGACAUUCUUUCCGACAUGUGCGCAGGCCUGAUCGGCGGCCUCGGCCUGACCCCCUCCGGUAACAUCGGCCGCGACGCGUCCAUCUUCGAGGCCGUCCACGGCUCGGCUCCGGACAUCGCCGGAAAGGGCCUUGCUAACCCUACUGCUCUCCUCCUCUCGUCGCUCAUGAUGCUGAGGCAUAUGGAGCUCUACGACUUCGCGGAGAAGAUCGAGAAGGCUGCUUUGGGCACCAUCGCUGAGGGCAAGACGAUCACCGGUGAUCUGGGUGGCAAGUCCUCAACCAAGGAGUACACCGCCGCUAUCAUCGCCAAGCUCAAAUAGACAGUGACGCAGCAUAGAUUCCGUCCAGGAGCUGGGGAUCCAGUUCAGCAUGGCCCUGGCUCUUGUACCUUGCUUUGGCCAUGUGACUGGCGCUGGAUGUGGACUGGACGUCCACGGAAGGCAGUAAAAUUAUUUGCAAAAACGUACAUAAUGGAACGUUAUAUUUAAUGUGCAUGCCAUUGUACUCAUGCUU